Prunus mume (Japanese apricot) is the source of this 861-nucleotide messenger RNA. Its product is annotated as HISTIDINE TRIAD NUCLEOTIDE-BINDING 2. Lineage: Eukaryota; Viridiplantae; Streptophyta; Magnoliopsida; Rosales; Rosaceae. Gene Ontology annotation, molecular function: catalytic activity. The record is from RefSeq and is a predicted model, not a curated record.
AUUUGGACGGUCCAGAUACCACCGAGACUUUUGCCACUUCACAUUAGCCAAACCCAUUUUCCAAUUUAUUUUAUUUUCCAAUUCAUUCGUUCCUGAAAGACAGUUCCUUUGGUUCCAAACAAAUCCCAAUGGCUGCAGUUACCUCCUUUUCGCUCUUCAGGAACUGUGCAGCAACAACUGUGAGAGCUUUUGUGACAGUGAAAGCCUCCAACCCCAAUUUCACAACCUUCCUUCUUCCUCUUCACUCUCGCAGAUCCCUGUGCCGUGUUAGCGCUACAAACGAUGAGGAGGCUGCUGCCAAGGUAGCUGCAGCUAAUGCCAAUGGUGGAGCUCCAACAAUAUUUGACAAGAUCAUAGCAAAGGAAAUCCCAUCAAGCAUUGUAUAUGAGGAUGAUAAGGUCCUGGCAUUUCGGGAUAUCAACCCACAGGCUCCUGUUCACGUUUUAGUCAUCCCGAAGUUUAGGGAUGGAUUAACUGAGCUGAGAAAGGCUGAACUUAGGCAUGUUGAAAUACUGGGUCAACUUCUCCAUGCUGCAAAAAUAGUUGCCGAUAUAGAAGGCAUUCUUGAUGGGUUUCGUGUGGUUAUCAACAAUGGUCCAGAGGCAUGUCAAUCUGUUUAUCAUCUCCACUUGCAUGUCCUUGGUGGAAGACAGAUGAAAUGGCCAGCUGGUUGAAGAUCUGAAGCUGCUGGAGGACACCAUAAAUCUCAUAUGAGGGAGAUGAAUAAGUGGAGUUUUUUUGCAUAAUUAAGUUUGCGUAGACCCUUGUUUGUUUGUGGAAACUUGGUUUUGUAUUGCAUAUGAGACGAUGUAGAAUGAGGAGUGAAUCAGGUUCCAUUAAUCAUGAGUCUUCUGUUUUCUC